AUGGAUUCCGGUGCUCCCCAGACUGGUGCUGCUACUGGCAACGUCAGCGGUCGUCGCCGAAGCUCAGGCUUCAUGCCCGCCUUUGCCGGUCUCUCUGAGCAGAAGCGUGGUUCUCAGGACAGCGCUGCCCGCCGAGCGAGUAUGUCAGACCAAGCGCCCAAGAGCGGCUUCUUUGGCCAGUUCUUCCACAACAACUUCGGAAGAAACGCUCAAAAGUAA
This is a messenger RNA of Fusarium poae, 219 nucleotides long. RefSeq lists its product as uncharacterized. The transcript has 3 exons. NCBI's taxonomy places the organism in Eukaryota, Fungi, Ascomycota, Sordariomycetes, Hypocreales, Nectriaceae. The record is from RefSeq and is a predicted model, not a curated record. The coding region runs from base 1 to 219 and encodes 72 amino acids.